Paraglomus occultum is the source of this 220-nucleotide messenger RNA. Lineage: Eukaryota; Fungi; Glomeromycota; Glomeromycetes; Paraglomerales; Paraglomeraceae. The record is from the annotation of a GenBank genome assembly.
GGAUUUCACUUGUGAUGUAAUACUCGGAACUGAAGCAGAAUAUGACGAUCGCAUUAUAGAGGCAACCACCUAUCCAUAUCGUUUUCGAUUCCACGCUUAUGAUAGGAUCAAUGACCUUUUUCACAACCACCCAUCCAACCACACCGGCCACGUCUACGAUGCCAUAACAGUUUUUUCGCCUACCUCAGCCUCUAAUCCAGUCGACGACGUCUGGGUCUAA